This is a messenger RNA of Acaulospora morrowiae, 551 nucleotides long. The record is from the annotation of a GenBank genome assembly. Lineage: Eukaryota; Fungi; Glomeromycota; Glomeromycetes; Diversisporales; Acaulosporaceae.
ACGAUGAUCUUCAGAAGUUUGAAGACGAACAAAUGACGGGACCCGGCAGGAUAAACUCAACAACCAACACCGUUGCCACUCGCGAAGAACCCAUUCGCAAACAUGUUCAAAAGAGUGAAAAAGACAAAAAGGAAAUAAAGGCCGAAAAACGAGGGACCAACGGACUUGAAACGCCUUCAACCAAUAAACGCAAAAAGGUCAAAGACACAGGAACUCCACCACCUUCGAAACAUAAUGGGGACAAAGAACUUCAGAAACCCGGGAAAGUUUCAAGGAAGAGAGAGAAUGGCAAAAACAACAAAAAAGUAGCUGCCGAAAAAUCAAAUACGAGCGAGGAUACGCAAACGGUGGCAGAUAUGCCCAUUGAUCCAAAUGAACCGAUAUAUUGUUAUUGCAAGCAAGUCAGUUAUGGAGAAAUGGUUGCCUGCGAUAAUACCGAAUGCGAGAUAGAAUGGUUUCACUUUGCAUGCGUUAAACUCACCGAUCGACCAAAAGGGAAAUGGUAUUGUUUUGAUUGCUCGGAAAAAGUAAAGCAGCGGCACAAAAAAUGA